AUGAAGGUACCUCCUGGAUCUGGUGGAGGAAAGAAAUGGACUACGUUGGAGCACAAUGGUGUUAUUUUCCCUCCUCCUUACAAGCCUCAUGGUGUCAAAAUGCUUUACAACGGGCAACCUGUUGAUCUGACACCAGAACAAGAGGAGGAGAAAAAAGCAUUGCAGGAGGAGAAAUUGAAACAGGAGGAGAAAUACAUGUGGGCUGCUGUAGAUGGUGUUAAAGAGAAGGUCGGAAAUUUCAGAGUAGAACCACCUGGUUUGUUCAGGGGACGUGGAGAACAUCCAAAGAUGGGAAAACUGAAGCGCCGCAUUCAACCAAGCGAUAUCACAAUAAAUAUCGGAGAAGGAGCUCCAGUCCCUGAGUGCCCGAUAUCUGGAGAAAGUUGGAAGAAAGUGAAACAUGACAAUACGGCUACGUGGUUGGCCUUUUGGAAUGAUCCCAUUAGCCAAAAGGAUUUCAAGUAUGUUUUCCUGGCAGAAAGCAGCCCACUGAGGGGGCAAAGUGACAAAGAGAAGUAUGAGAAGUCCAGAAAAUUGAAGGGUCACAUACAAAGAAUUCGUGAGAAUUAUACAGAAGAUUUCAAAAACAAAGAUGUGACCAGGAUGCAAAUUGCUGUGGCAACAUAUCUUAUAGAUAAAGUAGCCCUUAGGGCAGGCAAUGAAAAGGACAAUGAUGAAGCUGACACUGUUGGUUGCUGUAUGUUGAAGGUUGAUAAUAUUACUUGUAUUCCGCCAAAUAAGAUUCAGUUUGACUUUGUGGGUAAAGAUUAUAUAAGAUACUUUUACACUGCUGAGGUUGAAGAGCUUGUGUAUAAGGCAAUUGAGGGUUUCCUUACUGGAAAGAAGGCGGGAGAAGAUCUCUUUGACAAGCUAGAUACAACUAGGCUAAAUGCUCACUUAAAGGAUCUAAUGCCUGGGCUUACUGCAGAAUUGCAUGAAGAAAUAGAAGAUGGAACUCUUGUAGAAAGAAUCGCUUUCUAUCAACGAGCAAACAAAGAGGUUGCCAUAAUCUGUAACCAUCAGCGUAGUGUCUCAAAAUCACAUGAAUCCCAGAUGACUAGACUGAACGAAAAGAUUGAUGAAUUGAAGUCCCAAAUGGAGGAGCUGAAGGCAGACUUGAGCAAAGCGAAGAAAGGGAAGCCUCUAGGAUAUGAUAAAGAGGGGAAGCAAAAGAGGGACUUGGCUCCUGAAGCGUUCGAAAAGAAGAUCGCAAUGCUUGAAGGAAAGAUAGAGAAGAUGGAGAUGGAUAAGAAUAUAAAAGAUGAUCUGAAGACGGUUGCACUUGGAACAUCAAAGAUCAAGUACCUUGAUCCUAGGAUUACCAUCGCAUGGUGCAAACGCCAUGAGGUCCCUUUUGAGAAGUGUACUUGCCACCUGUCGAUAGCGUUACGUUCUGUUUUGCAUUUUGCUGAGGAAUCUGAGCUCUUUUGA
Miscanthus lutarioriparius is the source of this 1431-nucleotide messenger RNA. The record is from the annotation of a GenBank genome assembly. Lineage: Eukaryota; Viridiplantae; Streptophyta; Magnoliopsida; Poales; Poaceae.